Molecule: messenger RNA, 591 nt
Organism: Funneliformis mosseae
Lineage: Eukaryota; Fungi; Glomeromycota; Glomeromycetes; Glomerales; Glomeraceae
Source: the annotation of a GenBank genome assembly
AUGUCAAAAUCCUUAAACCAAGAAUUUAAUCAAUUUUCACAACCUUUUUCUACAUUUAUAUCACCCAUACCAAAUAAUCCUUAUUUUUUAUGUAACAUCCUUGCAGAUAAUGCGAGAGAAUAUAUUAUGUUAUCAGAUCAAUCAUUUUUCGGUUUAUUUGAUGUUAUCUAUGCAUUCAUUUUGGCUGUAGUAUUAGGAUUGAUGAAUCAAACAACCAUAACUUAUUCAAUAUCCCUGGCAAUGAUAAUUAUAUGGAUUUGGAUAAAACUUAGCAUAGUAAAGGAAGAAAGUAUUUUAUCAAUUAGAGAUGUUGGUAUACAAGUAAAGACUAUUUAUGUGAAUGGUAGAAGUGUAUCUAGAUUUAUUGAUAAAUCUAAAAUUUCUGAUGUCAUAAUUAAUGAAGGUAUAAAUAUGUUGCAAGUAAAAUUUUAUAUGGCCAUAAUCGUUGAAGGUCAAGAUAGGAUGGUGGUUGUUUUUGAGCAUCUAUUACCAAAGUUAAAUAUUUUAUUAAAAGUAUAUAGAGGAACUAGAUCCGUAAUAUUUAAUGAAAUGGAAGAAAAUAUUGAUAACGCUGACCAACUUUCCUUCUAA